AUGGUCAGCUCCUCGCGACCAUUGAACCGCUCCUCAAGUGGGCGCUUCACACGUCGAGGUCCUAAAAAUAUCGCGACCGCCGAGUCAAACGAGAACCUCGCAGCGCCCUCCGCACCCGCGCCCGCGUCGCAGGACACGCUCUCCAUCGCCAGCACGCCCGUCGCGCCGUCCCCGGACGACUCCGCGACGCCCACGACCGGCCAGACGCUGAAGCUGCUGGGCCCCCGCCCGGCGACGAGGAAUCGUGGCUCGUCGCGAAGGAAGGGCGCCACACCGAUCGCCAGCGCUGAGCAACAGCAGCAACAGCACCCGAGACCUCCGACCAAAGUCACAGUCACACAGCCGCAUGGGGGGCUGGUACAAGCGACCAACGGCGUGCAAACCCAGCUCGACCUCCGCGACGAUGACGUGCCCUCACAGUCCGCAACGCCCAAACCCGACGCCCAGGGCGGCCUGCCAGUGCCCCAGGACAAACGGACGUUGAGGAGCCAGGACGGCGGCUCACGCCUCAAAAGCGACCUGGCCAUAUACUUUCCCAAUUACGACGAUGUGAUUGCCGGCGUUGAGAGGAAGUCUGAUUUUCUCGACAUCGACGAGCCCGUCCACGUUAUCGACGAGCCUCUCAGCGAACCCGUCCUCGUCCCUGGGCCUGUCUCCUCGCUUUCUGCGUCGUCCGUACCUGAGAAGAGGCGGUCCUCGCUCCUCGCCCCCGCCCACUCAGCGUCCAACCCCGCCACGACACUCAAUGGGUACAAGCCUUUCGCUCAAGUCAACAGUGGCAUACAAACCGUCGAUUUUUCUACCAUCGUCCGCCACACGCCACACCACAUAACGACCGACCCUCUCGAUGAUGAUUUCUUCUUCAAGGCACACAGGCGCGCCGAGCGCAAGGAGAAGCAACUGCGGAACAUUGAGAAAGAGCGGGCCAUGCAUGAAAAGGUACAGCUGGAACGUCUUCUGGACGGGCUGCUUGGCCAUGAUUGGCUGCGUGUCAUGGGUGUCACUGGCAUCACCGACUCGGAGAAGAAAGAGUAUGAGCCGAAGCGCGACUACUUCAUUUCUGAAGUCAGGGCGCUGGUGGAUAAGUUCCGGAUAUGGAAAGAGGAGGAAAAGAGACUUCGGCUCGAGAAAGAACAGGCCCAGCAAGCAAAGGACGAAGAUGACGAAGAAGCCGAUCAGCAAGCUGAACGCACCGAGGAAGAUAGUAUGGGCGAGCCCCCAAAUUCGAGCGACGUUGAUGCCUGGGCUGCGCGGCAGUUGCAACAAGAAGCCAUUUCCGCCAGCGGUUCCUCCACCAAACAUUCAAAACCUCGACCACCCCCUCCUCCCAUCAUGUACCGGCCUCCUUCUCCCGAACGCCCGUUCAUCUCUUUCUAUUCCAAGCCCCACCUCCGCGCUGCCGCCAUGGGCAAGCAGAGGCACGGCCGUAACGUGACGGCCUUUGGUCAACCAAUCCCCGAGCCUGCCGAGGAGGAGUUUGCCCUCCCCGAAGAAUAUCUCACACCCGAAGCAUUGCGUGCACAUGCUCGGAAAAAGCGGCGGAUGAUGAGGGAGAAGAGGCAGUAA
This is a messenger RNA of Diplodia corticola, 1566 nucleotides long. RefSeq names its product methylated-dna-protein-cysteine methyltransferase. The transcript has 2 exons. The coding region runs from base 1 to 1566 and encodes 521 amino acids. The record is from RefSeq and is a predicted model, not a curated record. Lineage: Eukaryota; Fungi; Ascomycota; Dothideomycetes; Botryosphaeriales; Botryosphaeriaceae. Gene Ontology annotation, molecular function: histone acetyltransferase activity. Gene Ontology annotation, cellular component: SAS acetyltransferase complex.